Mycena citricolor is the source of this 4203-nucleotide messenger RNA. Lineage: Eukaryota; Fungi; Basidiomycota; Agaricomycetes; Agaricales; Mycenaceae. The record is from the annotation of a GenBank genome assembly.
GGCAUAUUCCGUGUGCUCAGGCACCUGGCCGUUGAUGCGCAGAUCGCUCUUCAAUGCUCGGGCUGGACGUUCCAAGAUUCACGAGGGAAACUUCGGACCCGCUGAGGCAGGAAUGCGAAUUCAAUUAUCGCAUGUGCCCAAUGUCGCGCGGAUGUUGGGUCCAGACCGUUCAGUGACAUACCUUCCCCGAUAUGGAAACCGGCUUGGUCUGGAUUUCCGAUCAUCGAUUUCUUUUCCAGCCUGGGACGGAGCUUCUUGGCAACCACACUCUCCGUUUCGCAUAAACCCCUCGGCUCAGAGUCACAGCGAUCAGAAGACGCACGGCGGCCGUGGAAUGUUGAUGAUUUCGAGCGACCUAAGCGCAACAAGAGGUACAGGAGUUGAGGGUGGAAUGGAAUGGGAGGGCGUGUGAGCUCAUCCCGCAGCGGCAAUCGCUCAUGACCGCAUGUACGUGCAAGGUCCGCAGUUCGAGCGAGGUGUUUUGAGCCACCUCUAUGCAGCCUCUGUACUCCACGGCACGUCUUCGCGGAGAUGUCAAAAUGAAUUACUAGGCAGGCUGCUCGAGCACUAGCUCCUAAAGCCUCUUGAGAUCGCCAACUUUUAACCGCACGGGCCGAAAUGGAAGUGCCAACCACCCUCCCCCCAUCAUGCCCUUUGUCGACAUCGUCAGCUCUGGUGGUCCUCUGAGCGUGGCGUACACGAUCUCGACGCCUUCAGCCGCGUCCGCCAAGAGUGUCGUUCCUGGCUUACCGGUCGUGGUGUUCCUCCAUCCAGUUUUCAUUGGGCAGCAUGGGUUUCACCCCCAAUUCGCGGACCCACAGCUUAGGCGAUUCAACCUCGUCGCGCUCGAUCUCCGCGACCAUGGUGCAUCCGUCGGAACGGUCAAGGACGAUUACGGCGUCGCGUCGGCGGUGGACGAUGUCGUCAAGUUCCUGGAAGCACUGAAGCUGCCCCCGGUCCAUCUUGUCGGGGUCAACUACGGAUCGCUCAUCGCGCUCGAGCUGGCCGCCCUGUGGCCUCAACGCGUCCAGUCGCUCACCCUCGUCUCGCCACCGGCCAUGGAGGAGCCUGAAGACGUUGCCGAGGGCCGGAGGGAGAUCUACGCGUGUUGGCAAGCGGGAUUUCCACCCGGCCAGCCUCCAGAUGAGAUUGCACUCCUCGACGCUGUAUGCGGGGCGCUUCAAGUCGGGACCAACAACCAGCAGUCGCCUCUCAUAUCCGCGUCAGCGCAAGCAUCCUCCUCGUCUUACCCCUCAAUUGAUUCCUCGCUUUCGUAGAUUGACGAAAGUCACCCUCGCUGCGGCGGCGCACAACUGGAGCCCGCCGAGGUUGGAAGAGCUGUUCUGCGCCACCGCGCUGUUUUUCAUCAACCGGGACCGGCCGACAUUGGAAGGAAUCACUGCCCCGGUGCUUCUCGUGCAUUGCGGUGAAGACAUCGCGUAUCCCAGGGCAACGACCGUGGAGCUAAAGCAUGCACUCGAGCGCGCCGGGGUUGCCCAUGUGAAGCUGGAGGAUGUCCCUGGUGCUGUCCAAUGGGGUCAUCUCACACAUCCCGGAGAGAUCAACAAGAUGAUUCAUGACAUGGUCGUUGAUUGCGCGAUUGAGAAGGAUGUACCGCUCGCGCCUCGGAGUGUUGUGUCCCCGUUUGGCGAGGAUCUCGGUCAAGCAGGGUUGCGUGGGGAGGAUGAGGAGUCAGAAGAUGACGAAUCAUCUUGAAUGUCUUCUUCUCUCUGGUUUUUUUAUGGUCCCUCGGCAUGAUAUACCCACCUUCGACACGCCCAAUGUAACAGUGCCCUGUGUGCUUAUCAUAGGGUGAGGCACAUUCUCCGGGGUGUGUAUGAUGCGCCCUCGACAAUCCAAGCUAUUCCGAUUCCGAUUCGAGUCCGAGAAAGCAUAUGGAACAGUAUUGGACUGGAGAGCUCUCUUGCCGGCUGUUUUAUUCAGCUCUAUCUCAAUAACUCUCAUUUCACGUGAUCGCGUUUGGCCGGCCCGGCUCGUCUUGCUGUGUCUGUCGCAAUCAGGUUGCUGUGUGCUAAGAAUUCACUGAGCGGAGCACUCAUUCGAUUACGAGUAUCCUGUCUUCAACGCAGGGUAAUCGGCGGCCGCAACUGAUGGUGCUUACUCUACUUCAACCCGGGAAUCUCCGUAAGGCGGUGCAUCAAGCGCGUACUUGCUUCUGGCAACAACCACAUCUGCCUGUGGCGUGCAUUAGACGCUUUGGGCUCACAUGAGCAGCGGUUCUGGACGGAUGGAUAGGGCCCCCAUCGUGAUCGAGUUGAUGGAUAUCCGCGCGCUCUCGGCACACUAUACUUGGGUCGGUUUGGCCUUGGACGACUGGAAAGGGAAUGCUUAUGCUGGGUCUAGCUAUGUGACGGCGUCAACGACGUCAGCGCGCGGCUUUGGGGCGUCAGCCACUCUGUAAGCAUCUAGGCACUUGGCAUCAUCACCCAGUGUCGCACUCAGCAUGAGGAGAGCACUGGACGCUCUACCACCGCAGCGGCCUUAUUCCGUGCUUCCGGGUUCUCAGACCAGAUCUACGGCGCACUCUCUCCCCUCUCUGCGACGGCGCGCUCCAUGGUAUGCCGCUCCCCCUUGGCCUCAAGGUCGCAUGGCUGGCGCUGUCUGGCUCCGGUGUAAUCAGCUGCUGGGCCGUGCUUAUCCCCCUGGCGUGGAGAAUGCAGAGUUAUUGGGGUCCAGUCGGAUACGCACUGGGCGUUACCGUCCUCGAGGGUGCUUUUAUCUUGGGGAUGUCGCGGCGGGGGUUAGAUCCCCAGCGGUCCCCGGUGGGCGUUUGUCUCGCACAAGUGCUCGUGAUCGGAUUCUCGACGUUCUUCAUAGCUGGGAUCUUGGCGGCUCUGACGACGGCUACGACGAUGCACAUCGCAAAGCCAAAACGAUGGGGUCCUGGAUCAGAUGUCAAUGUUCUCAGAUGGAAGAGCCACUACAUUCUUCCCGUCCUUCUCUUUCCUGUGCUAGCAUCCGCUGUCCAGUCCACCCUCGUGCUAUUCUCGGCCACGUUCGGUGAAGAGGACAGCCUCACGUGUAUUCCAUCUCCUCUAUGGCUCCGCUUUGUCGGAUAUGCGGGCACACCUCUGCUCAUAACCCUCCCCUGCCUAUGGCUCACUUGCCUGUCCGCCUGGAGGAUCUGGCGGACCCAUCGACACAUCUCACGGUCACGGAGGUCAAUCCAAUUUGACAAUCUCGACAAGUACACGGUCGUACCGCCCCGCCGGCGUCCCUCGAAACACGAGUCCAAGUCUGGCGCAUCUAGAUCGACCGGAACCCGCCCGCCAACGCCACGAGCAGUGACGUUCCCUUCUCCGCCUGUUUCUUCGACCAUCCGCAUGACACGCGAGCCGCGGAGGCAGCCGACCAGCCUGGCUGUGCGCGAAAAGCGGAUGAAGAGCUUCCACCUACCCUUCGUCCCGAGCUCCUUGGGAGGCGGCAACUCCUCGAGGAGGACGUCGUCAGACGCCUUGCAUUCACAUCCGUGCGACGAAUCAUUCGGCACCAUCUCGAGCAUCUCGUUUGCGGAGAUGAAGCCUGCCCCCGCGGUUACGAGGGGUACGUCCGCCGAUGUCAGCCCGACUCCGUUGAGGUCGAUUCCGCUGUCUGAAAGCCCACUGAACAAUACCGAGCGGACGCCGACAUCGAUCCGGGACAACGGCGAUGGGCGGCGGAGUUCGAUCAUGGAGAUCGCGCGGUUUGUGUAUCACAGUGAGCCACGACGGCAGAGCUCGGAGGCGGAGGCUGUUAGUCGCGAUAAGUCUACCCCAGCGCGCUCGUCGCGCAUCUCACAGUCAGACUCGGACUGGCAAGACGUCACGUCGGAGAUAUUCUCCGACGCGACUACGUCUGAUCUGGCCGCUUCCUCGCCGGAGCUCGGAUAUCACUGGCAGUACCACCAACCGAGCAAGCUCUCCCCACUGCUGCGCAACAUUGUCAUCUUCCAAUUUGCGAUCAUCGCCACACACAUUCUUUCAGUGAUCACACCCCUGGUCGAUCUUUCGAGGACAUCACCCUCGGAAUUCGGGACACAGCAUGUGGCACUGGUCCUUGCUGCCUGGAUUCCGGUGGUUGUAUUCGGCUUCUUGCCAUGGAUAAUGGACACACAAAACCAUAGCCUGUAACCAUGUACUUCAUUACUUCAUUAUUUGAGUCGUAAUAUCUAAUAGCACGGACGUUUCACGCCAUUCGUGAUUA